UAGCAGUUGUUCGUGGGCUUUGCUCACCCAGUGUUUCUUUAUUCAACACUCCGCAAAAGGUGUUCUCCCGCACUUAGAGCCAGUGGGAGUAAGAAAAAGCAGGACAGCCAAGAAGAAAGGAAAAAAAGUUACGGAGAAGAAAGUGACUUGUUGGCCACGAACAAUUUUGGUGGUUGGUGUUGUGAAGUGGGCGAACACACGGGACAAAGAGUGACACUGAAGAGAGUAUGAAAGGACGUGGAGAAUUCGCACGAAAUCUCGAUCGCCAUCUUAUUGAGAAUUUCUACUUGGUGGAGAGUUGAAGUGAAAUAUCCUGUGCUUUUCGCGUGUACUUUUCUGGGAAGGAGAGAGAUAUUCGCCACGAUAUUGUUCGCCCUUCUGCCAGCCAUGGCAGACAGAAUUUUCACAUUAAAUCACUCACCCACCAUCGAUUUCUGCCACUCGCAUGAACACCAAAUGAUUCUCCAACAUUUAUGUGCUUAAAUUGACUUUUGGUGCUCCUUUGCCCUCGUCCGCACGUCUCCAGCCGUUAAAUCAAUGGAUAGAGGCAUAGUUGACUCGCUCGAGUGGCCCCACUGAUCAGGGACAGAGUGCAGCCGGGGUGUCGCCAGCCAGGCUCUCGCGGGAGUUGGAGCAAUUCUGGGGUGGUGCGAGAGAAUCAAAAGUGUCACGGGGAGGUGAAAUUUUCCAUCUUGCGACUGUGUGCGAGAACACUUUUCAUGUCGACUACGAGCAGACCACAAUUGGUGGAUACUUAUCGGAGAAAAGUAGCUAAAUUAAUUUAAUACCUCGUGCCAUUUGUCGUGCUUGUGAUUGCGCUCCGUUGCUUUUUCCGAUGGGUGAAGCUCGCUCCUGAGCUUUUUCAUCAUCAUCGUAUUGUUCUUGUGUGUGCAGAGGUCGACCUUUGUAUUCGCCUUUUUCGCGUGUAUGUUGGAAUUUUUGUGGGCGCAAAAUAUAAAACGCAUCCAGAGGACUUCUUCAACGUGAAGUCUUGUACAAAUUUAUCAUACUGUUAUAGCCCACUGUUAAGGAGAACACAGAGAGGGGAGAAUUCUGCGAGGAAGAGUGAGUGUUGUCAUAUAUAGAGCGAUGGAGAAUCUCUUAUGCCGUCCAAGCAUUACAUAAUUUCCCAUGGUAAAUUAGUGGUGUGUGAAAAAGAAGAGAGACAGAGCUUUCUUGCCACGCUUUCCCAGUGAAAAUCCCUCUCUGGAGCGGAGAAUAUAUAUCGUCAGUGUUGGGUCCAAUAUAAUUCGCUGUACGCCGUGAAGAAGUGCCAGCGCGAGGAGAAGAAAUAUCACUGCGGAUUUGUGACACUCGCAUCUUCCAUCCAUCCACAAGGAAGGGUGCCACACCAUCGGAGAAAGUCCACCCCUCGCAGUCACACACUGCGAUAUACAGACGGCGCCAGGGUGAAAGUUGCUCCGAAUUUAAAAGUCGGCGGCGGAGGCGGGGGGAGAGUUCAUGUUGUGCUAGAAAAUGCAUCAUAAAUCAAUAGAGCGACCAGUGGAAAAAAUCCAUUUCACUCCCCGAGAAUUAAAUUAUGGUGAUUUUAGUGCAAUUAGAGUAACUUUAGUCACGUGAAAGUGUGUGCAAAAGGGAGGCUGAACGCUCGAAUUGCAGUUGGACUACCGUUGGUGGUGUGAUAAUUUGGUGAUAUCAGGUCAGAGCAUAAGUUUCUGCGCAUACAAGCGGACUAUAAAUAUAGAUGAGCGCCUAAAAUCUUUGCAGACAAGGAGGACAUUUUCAAGGGUCAUUUGAAUGUGGUGCUGUGCGAAGGGGGUGCGCCCAGUGCGCCCCCGAUAGACCCCAGUGGAGAGCGGCUCAAUAGAGGAUUUGGGGGCGCUAAAGUGACGCAAGUCGCCCAAAAUCGUGGUCCAGAGAAGUUGUGGAAGAAGGAGCAACAAGCUUCCUCUUCUUGAUCCCACAAAUCUCACAGCGUGUGUGUAAAUAUUGGAGGGACGAAGGUGGAUAUUCCAGAGUCUAUUAGACAUAUAGCAAGAUUACAGUGAUAUGGCUGACGAACCUCCAGUUGACGAGAGGACAUUUAAGGAAAAGUUAUUGUUCUACACAACGGCAUUUUUCAUCCUUCUCGGAACAUUUAGCUUAUUUGCAUUUCUCUUUCUUGUACCAUUUGUGAUUGAUCCUGCCUUUACCACAAUCUUUAUGCAAUUUGACACGAAUCCGGCUAUAUGUACCACAGUUGACACGAUGUACUUGCGCGGAGCCAGCAAUUGCUCCUGGACAUCCUGCCGGGAGGGAUGUACCAAGGAUAUCUACGAGUGUCUGCAGAUCAGUGUCAACUACCGUCUCAUGCCCAAUGGCACGAACUUCACGGGAAUGAAUCUGGCCACGCUGCCGGAACCGCUGCCCGAGGCUCAGGCUUUGAGGAGUCAUAGGCGAGAGAGAGCCAUUCGGGAAUAUGAUUAUGCGGACAGUGAGGAGCAAAAGGGAGCGGACGCGAUGAAUGGAGUGGCGCCGUCGAAUGGAAUAAUUGAGGUGGACUAUUCGGAUCUACUGGAUAUGGACCAGGGCGAGGGCAAUGAGUCUGAGUGGUUCUUCACCAUGGCUCGGCUGUAUCCUAACGUGAAGGGCUGCGGCUACCCACCGUCCCUCAAUUGUAGCAUCUGGACAAAAGCGUACAAGCGCAUUGGGACGAACUUCACGUGCUACUACUCAAAGGUGGACCCAAAGCUGGUCAUCACGCAUCUGGACAUGAGGCAGAAUACCCUCAAUCUCAUCUACAGCAUGGCCAUUCCGAUUCCCUCCUUCAUCAUCUCCGUGAUUUACCUCACGAUCGCGUACUUCAAGAUCUACAACGAGGAUGAGGAGGCGGCUCCGUUGGACAAGAACGCCGAGGGCAUGGCUGGCGAGGGUGAAGACGUGGAGGGCGGUGAACCUGGAGAGGAGGAAGAUGGUGUGGUGUUGGAGAACGGGACAGCCGCAGAGGGAGUGUCGUCAUCACUGCCAAACGGAACGACUCCGCUCACGGCGUCCGGGGCUCUGCUGUCCUCCAACACAGACAUUGCGUCCUUUGGACACCAGCUCAAAGUGAAGAUGGCAGAUGAGAUGUCUCGCGAGAGCAUCGAUGGAGGUCUGCUUUCCACCUCAGCCAGCUUUCAAGGAAACUUGAGCAAGACGAUGACGACGAGUAUCUCAACUCCUCCUGGGCCGAUAGCGGCAGUCUGAAGCGACAGGUUCAUGGCCUGGACAACAUCAAGUUCAACUUUGGCAAGAAGUGAAUCAUCUGCUGAUGCUCAGAUUCCGGGACGAGGCUGAGGCGAGCAGGUCUUUUUCAAUAAUGGAUUACCAAGAUUUUCAUCUCAUCACAACAUAUUUUUACUCUAAAAAAAAGCUAAGACAUGAGCUUUGUGAGAAGCUUUUUCGAACUUGUACGAAGAGAAUGUGAAAAUUCAGAAUUUAUCAUUCAAGAAACUCUUUAAGGUCUCACACGAAAAUCGCAGCAAUUAUCAGUGUUAUGCCAUGCAACAUUUCACCUCUAAAUUAUAUUUAAAUGAAAAAGGAAGUGAGAGAGCGUGAGGGAAACACUAUCAAGAAGCUCCUUGUGAAUGAAGCCACAAAUUGAGGUAAUAUGAAGCUUUUUCCCCACAAUUGUCUCAUUGCGUUAAAAGAUUUAUUAACUCAAAGAAAAUGGAAUAAAAAGUACAUAUUUCAAAUUGGUAAUAUUUAGAGAAAGAAUUUUCAAGGAAGUCUAAUUGUAAUUAUGCAAAAUUAAAAAAGUCAUAUGAGAGUCUCUCAAGAGUGUUAAAAAGGAAAGAAAGAAAAGAAUUCAAUUUGAAAUUAUAUUCCUCCUAAAGAAGCAUUAUUAUAAUUAAUUAUGUAAAUAUUGGAACAAUGAGCUCUUAAUUCUAAAAUACAUAAAUUCUAAUUCAUGCGGAAAACCUUGAAAAAUGUGUCGGCGAGAGUAAAAUGGAUGGAGUGCGCGCUGUUAAGCGAAUAAUUUUGCACAACGAAGACUCUUAUUGUUAAAACUUCCUUCCUCAAAAAUUUCCACCAUUGAAAAUUUCAUUCAGCGAUAGUAAAUGGUUUAAUUUAACAUGCUGGCUAAAAUGUGUAUUGUGAAAAUUUGCCCUUCGAGCAUUACCAGACAGAAAAGCCGAGGGAAACAAGGCACAUCAUCGAUUUAUUGGCUUUUUCCACUUUGGUUCUCUCUUCAUCAUUCAAUAAUGAAUCAAGUUGGAAAAUGUGUGGAUGAGACAAGAGGGAAAAUGUAGAACACACUCGAGGUAGAUUUUCAAUUCUUCUGAAUAUUCCAAUGUCAUCUAAUCUCAAUUGCCCAGUGGGCGCGAGUUGGGCGGAGGUGGAGAAGAUCUCUUGGAAAACAGGGGGAGAACAGAGUGGAAAAUCGUCAGAAAUAGACACAAUAAUACCGUGUAAUUUUACUUUAUCCUCCCACACAUCAAAUGAAAAUCAGAGAUAAAAAGUCAUGGUUGAAGCUUGAGUGAAACCCCGUGGAGAUAAACAUGAAGAAAGAGAAACUCCUUUUGUUAAAUUUCCCAACGCAACACCCACGAAAUUUGAAAAUAGACGCCAGAGAUGGUUUAAGACGAUGAGAAGUGAAGGGAUAUUCAACUGACGUGCAUUUUUAGAUAAAUAUUAUUAUUGUAACUAUUUAACAGAGGUGAGAUAAAAGCCAGAGAAAUCUUUACUAUUGAAUUUUAAGAGAGUCUAGCUAAUUGUGAGUGAGAAGAUCUUUUAAGAAACCCAGAAAAGAGAAACUAUUCCUUCGACAGAAGAUCCCAUUAAUUGAUUGAGAGGCAAUUUAGAAUAUUAUAAAAAUUAUAAAUAAUAUUGAAAGGAGAAGAGAAACUAUUUCAAAAAAAGAACUGUUAAUGGUGUGUAUUUUGAAUGAUGAAAAAUUGCUUUUUAAUUGCUAUUAAAUAUACAUACUAGGAGAAGAGAGCGUGAAGAAGGAGUGAUGGUAAAUAAAUUCAAAAAUUAUGAGAGAAAGAAUAUUGAGAGAACAUCAACAAUAAAAAUCGUGAAAGCUUUACAGAA
Messenger RNA from Phlebotomus argentipes, 5016 nucleotides. Its product is annotated as cilia- and flagella-associated protein 298. Bases 2011 to 3186 code for a protein of 391 amino acids. Gene Ontology annotation, molecular function: sodium channel regulator activity. The record is from RefSeq and is a predicted model, not a curated record. Gene Ontology annotation, biological process: regulation of cilium movement; regulation of sodium ion transport. The transcript has 2 exons. Lineage: Eukaryota; Metazoa; Arthropoda; Insecta; Diptera; Psychodidae.